Messenger RNA from Tripterygium wilfordii, 3462 nucleotides. RefSeq lists its product as uncharacterized. Gene Ontology annotation, biological process: regulation of defense response to fungus. NCBI's taxonomy places the organism in Eukaryota, Viridiplantae, Streptophyta, Magnoliopsida, Celastrales, Celastraceae. The transcript has 6 exons. The coding region runs from base 334 to 3066 and encodes 910 amino acids. The record is from RefSeq and is a predicted model, not a curated record.
CACCGUUUUUUUGGUGUUUCCUUCUAACUUUUUCUGUGUGCCGGCAAUGUCUGUCAAUAAAACAAACUCAUCCUUCGAAAUCCAACAGAGCAGAGCAGAACAGAGGGUUGUGUUGUGUAAACUCAGAUGUCUCCGAAAACAUCAUUUCAGAGAAGAAUUUUCCACCCAAUCAAUGCUUCUCCGUAGCUUCCGUAGAUGAUUCUCCUCUCCGUUUUCUUUUCUCUGUUUGAUUCCUGAGAAAAAGAAAACAACUUGUUCAAAUUUGCUCCCAUUUUUACUCUGCAACUCACAAAGAACAGUUGUUUAGCUGCUCUUUAAGUUGAUGUUUGUGGAAUGACGGAGUCAACGAGCGUAAGGUUGGUGAGGUGUCCAAAGUGUGAAAACCUUCUGCCGGAGCUCGCCGACUACUCUGUCUAUCAGUGCGGUGGAUGCGGUGCUGUUCUUCGAGCAAACAAUCUGACUGUGGAUGCUUCCCCUGAUAAGUUAAAUGAAGGAGUUGCAGAAGCAUCCACCAAAUCACUGAAUUCCUCAGAUAAGGGAGUUGUGGACUGGAGUGAUGCUUCUGAUUCGGAUCCAAAGUCCAGUGGUAGCUCUUUGAGGUACAAUGAAAAUUUUCCUGAUAAAAAAAAUGCUGGGUAUACGGAGAGAUGUGGAAAUCAGUCUAAGGUUUCGGGGAACACGUUAGGUGUUGACAGUGUUCUUGAUAUGGAGCUGAGGGGUGAUGAGCCAGAGAGGGAACGUGGAAAUUUGAAUACCACGAUGGAAUAUGGUGGUGAUUCCUGGAGAUUGGGUCGGAUGCCUACUUGGCAUCCUGGGGAGAAAAGUGAGAAGGAAGGGUUUCAGAGAUCCAUGAAACGUGAUGUUGAAGGUAUGAGAUUUUCUGCUUCAAACAAUCCAGAUGAGGGUCCCUCAAAUUCUCGUUUUGACUCCUUAGGUAAUUAUGAGGAACCAAUGAGGACUCAUAGUCAUCUUGAUGAGGCUAGUAGAGUUCAAUACCUGGAACAAGAUCGAGCUGAACUACUAAAGAAGCUCGAUGAGCUAAAGGAUCAACUUAUUAGGACAUGUGAUGUUGCCGAUAAACCAAAGGAGCAGUUUCCUGGUGAUGGCAGGGCCAUUCCUCCACAUUCAUAUAGUGAUUAUAAUUCCUGGUUUCCAGGUGUUUCCUCUGGUUCGGAUAGGGCUUCAAUGCAGUACUUUCGGCCAGAUAGACAUGCUUCUGGGCCUCCUUAUUUUAGUCAUUGUCCUGAUCCAUUCCCGUAUGCCAGUGGGCAUGAAAUGCCCAUUGAUAGCAUCUAUCCUCCAAAGCUUAACUCGAAUAAUAUUCCUGGACGUGAUUAUCCUUUUGGAUCCCAAAUGUUCAGAAGAGCUCCACAACAAUUAUAUAGUCACUACCAGCAACAACAACCUCAUCCUCAUUUUUCUGGACAGUAUGUUGAUCCUAAUCCCGAUCUUUUUGAGCCACCGCAUAAUGCACCAUUUCACCAACCUUCUUGCCCAUGUUUACUUUGCUACAACAAGAAUCAAAGAGUUUCAGCACCAGUACCACCCACUGCUUUUGGCAAUAAAAGAUUUCCUAACAUUCCCUACGAUCCCAUUCCAUACCAUCGUGACACUUCUAUGACAUUGGGUCCACCAUUUCAAAAUUCUAGGACUGACAAUCCUCCAAUAAAUUUCCGUGCUCUUCGAACCCACUCUAGAUGGCCAAGUGAACUAAACUCUGAGAUGGAUGGCAUUGUUCGACAUCGUCCUCAGAAGGUUUUUGCUAGCAGUAGUCACCGUUGCUAUCCUGUAGCCGGUGCUGCCCCAUUUAUAACAUGUUAUAAUUGCUUUGAACUGCUGCAACUGCCCAAGACAGCGCAACUUCCAACGAAAAAUCAACAAAAGUUGCGGUGUGGUGCGUGUUCCACAGUACUCAAUUUUACUAUCGUCAAUAAGAAGGUUGUUCUAUCUGUCGAUUCAUACACAAUGCAGAAUCCUUCUGAGGUUGAUGAUGAUACCUGUAAUGGGGUGGUGAAAGAUCAUGUGAAUUCUCUUGGCCAUGCCAACCAGUUUAUUGCUAAUUUCUCUUCAGAUGAUUAUGAUAAUUCUGGGUAUGAUUUUCAAAUGAUGGAUAGAGAACCCCUUCUGAUGUCAAAAGUACAGGAUCCAGACUCGAGCAAGCCUCAAGAGGUGCAAACCUUUCAUUCUUCAUCUCUGACCACCUCUGACGAUGAAAAUAGUCCGGAAGUCUUAACCUCUCCAAGAGAGGUGAUCAACUAUGUUCAACAGCCAAUCAAAACCUCUCUGUCCUCAUCAGCUCCUGAUACACCUCUUCAUGAACCUGCCAUUUACUCUGCUGAUAAUCAGUCAGUGAACCGAUUUGGGAAGGGGAACCGAAGUAGUCGCUCAGAUCAAGAUAAGGGCGUAAUUAACAAGGCUACAGUGCGACAAAAUUCUAUGAAGGAGACAUCCUCUGCAACUGAGAUGGAUGUUUCAUAUAAUGAGCUCUCUAAUACGGGGGUGUCGCAGGAUUCAGGAGAUGCCGAGAGAGAAAAUGAGAAACCUAGAAUCAACAAAAGUGGUGAAUCAUUUUUCGUGAACCUUAUCAAGAAGAACUUUCGAGAUCUUUCCAAGUCUAAUCAUACUGAUGAACGUGCAAAUGUGUCUGUCAAUGGGCAUCUCAUCCCAGAACGUUUGGUUAAGAAGGCUGAGAAGCGGGCUGGACCUAUCCAGCCUGGACAAUAUUGGUAUGAUUUCAGAGCUGGAUUCUGGGGUGUCAUCGGUGGGCCUUGUCGUGGAAUAAUUCCUCCACAUAUUGAAGUAUUCAAUUACCCCAUGCCAGAAAAUUGUGCCACUGGAAAUACUGGUGUUUUUGUAAAUGGAAGAGAGCUUCAUCAGAAAGAUUUGGAUUUGCUUUCUACCAGAGGACUUCCAGCUGAUAGAGAUAGGUCCUACAUUGUUGAAAUUUCUGGUAGGGUACUGGAUGAAGACACGGGUGAAGAGCUCGACAAUCUCGGCAAACUUGCCCCGACGGUUGAGAAGGUAAAGCAUGGAUUUGGAAUGAAAGCUCCAAAAGCAGCUACGUAACGAGCUUCUAGGAAAAACUGUCUUUCUACUGUGGAUGAUUGGCAUACUGGAUAUAUUACUUGGUGCAUGAUAGGCCUAUUGGUAAAUUAUACAAGAUGAGAGGUCCUGCUGCUCAAGGAGGGAUUGUUCCAGAAUAGACACGCGGUUGAUUUAUAGUGGAGUAUUUUGAUAUUCUAGUAUUUGCUCUUUUUGCUGUCAUUGCUGUUAAAAGGUAAGCAGUAGGCAUGAAUACAACAGUCUUUUGGGUGGAUGGUCUUGGGAGGUCCUAUGCUUCUCUAAAACUAGGGUUUGUUGAGAUGUUUUUCUGCUUGUCAAGGUCCUUAUAUGUAAAUCGCAGAUUGAUACUCUAUACUCAAUAGAGAUAUAUAAAUAGAUCUGGUUGUGUUAAUGUGUUCA